Molecule: messenger RNA, 222 nt
Organism: Plasmopara halstedii
Lineage: Eukaryota; Oomycota; Peronosporomycetes; Peronosporales; Peronosporaceae
Exons: 3
Coding region: 1-222 (73 amino acids)
Source: RefSeq, a predicted model, not a curated record
AUGAUUGCGAGCAACGGAGAUUGGGAUCGUGACUUGACAACGUCGGACAAGGCGUUUGAAGUUACCACCGCUAGCAUUAACGGCAAUGAGAUUGCUGUGUUUCGACCUUCGCGUCAGAAGAGUCAACGAUUCAAAAGACAGUGGCUGGCCGAGCAGCUUUCAUCGCCUCCACCGUUGGCCUUCCGACAGCAGCACGGAGUUAUUUUACAGGAAAAUUGGUAG